CUAGGCCACUCCCUCGGGCACUCCUUCCCUUCCGGAUGCGCGCGCCUGUACUUUCUGGUCCAUUGCAGAGGCUGGCUUUUUUACCGGGCAGGUUCCCCCAGAGGGUCUAGAGUUCGCGCAAACCUUCCCUCCGACCUCCCCAGCACGUGUCCAUGCACGCGAUACCAACCCUGGAGUUUCAGGAUGGAGAAAUGGGCUGAAUUAAGAAUUAAGCUGCAGCCACAUUGCUUCCAGACUUAGAAGUCUGGUAGGUUGAGCUGGUGUUCUCUGUUUAUCGAGAAUCCACAUCCUCUCCUCCUUGCCCUCGCCUUGGUAACCUGCCUCUUGAACUGCAUCACCCGGGCUCCCUCACCCUCAGGACUUGGUUGGGUUCAGCCAAUGGGGGAUAUUGAUAGGAGAUGGAGAAGCAAAGGAGAGGAAUUUAUUCCUCCUGCUUCCUUCUUGCUGGGCAUGGUUGGGCAGUGGCCCUCUUCCUCUGCUGACAGCUGCAGCUCCUGUCUGCUGAGCCUCUCCUACAGCUGCAGCUCUCUUCGGGGUCUACAGCCCCUGCAGGCCCAGGGAGGAAACAAUUCCCACUGCUCCUGGUUGCUGGGGGCCUCGCCAUCCCUCUUUGGUCCCCUUAAGUCUGUCCACACCUCUGUGAACUGUCCCUUUCCUCAGGUAUCCCUUUGAUGUGCCCUCUGAUUUUUUCCAGAACCCUGACUGACACCCAUGGAUGUAUGAGUGCUGAUCUGCUGGGGAAGUCUUCCUUUGGUGACUGAUAAACCAAGUCUCCAGGAGUCUAGUCUCCCUGUGGCUGGGAGGGGUCUGGUCCCAGGAUAUGGGGUGUGUGGGUCUCAUGUUGCCAGAGGGGCACUGCCCCAGCCACAACGCUGGGGUGGCUCCACCCAGCCUCUUCCUCCUGCCGUCUGUGCUGACUCACUACUGGGGCCGGGGCUCGUGCCCCAGAGUCCAGCCAGGCAUCAAAGACAUCUGUAAAAGCAGACUGGUUCAGGCCCCAGCAUCCUGCUUGAUCACCACCUGUCGCCACACAAUGUUGGGAGGCCUGGAGAAGCUUGCCGCCGAGGGUCUGGCCCACCGCACGGAGAAGGCCACCAAGGAAGCUGUUGACAUCGUGGAGGGAGUGGUGAAGGAGGUGGUGGAGCCUGCCAAGGAGGCUGCAGAGAAUGCCAUUGCUGAAGCUUUAAAGAAGACCCAUGAGACAAGGGACAAAGUGGUAAAGAAAGUCACUGAGACGGUGACCAACACAGCCACAAAUGCUGUCACGCACGCAGCAGAAGGCCUGGGCAAACUGGGACAGUGAGCAUGCCUGCCACCAGCAGGCUCUUCCUGAAUCGCAAUAAAAAGCUGUGA
Messenger RNA from Physeter macrocephalus (sperm whale), 1353 nucleotides. It is a transcript of the gene FAM25A, whose product is annotated as family with sequence similarity 25 member A. Bases 821 to 1303 code for a protein of 160 amino acids. The record is from RefSeq and is a predicted model, not a curated record. Lineage: Eukaryota; Metazoa; Chordata; Mammalia; Artiodactyla; Physeteridae. The transcript is spliced from 5 exons.